CGAUAGCUACCUAGAUAGUCGAAUAGCAUCCUAUUCAUCGUCUAGUUGAGUUCCGUGACAAUGAGGCUAUAUGAAGCACUCUCAACAGAAUGGCAAGAAUUUCCAGUUUGAACAACGUCUAGUGGCCACCAUUCCUGGCUAUCAGACUCAUCAUUUUUGGAAUAACGCUUCACAAUAUGUAUCAGGCAGACACGUUGGAUGGUGCCCUGUUAGAAUGGGAAUCAUAGUCUGUGGACUCCAGAUCGUAACAACCGUGCUGACGAGCUACACCGUGGACUGCCACCGACAUCAGGCACUGGCAGUUUCGCAAUUUGUCUCACUCGUACGACAGACGCUGUCGUUCACUGUACCUUUCUUCAAUCCUCCGCUGAAUGAUCGAGUGGGUUAUGCAGGGGGGUUCGGGAUCGAAGCAUCCAUUCUUGCGGUUUUCUACAGCCUGAGCUUAAUUAUUUAUUGGAAAGGCGACAGGAUGCGUAUCAAGUAUCCCGUUCGGCGUCUGGAGACGAGCGAUUACUGAAGAGGAAGGAAGAAAGCAGAAUUGAGACGAAGGGCCGGGAUUCUUUAUGCCAGAAACAAGAUUGUUGCAGCACACAUUAGGGUUUGGUUUGAG
Messenger RNA from Monascus purpureus, 610 nucleotides. The record is from the annotation of a GenBank genome assembly. NCBI's taxonomy places the organism in Eukaryota, Fungi, Ascomycota, Eurotiomycetes, Eurotiales, Aspergillaceae.